AAGUGCGGCGUGAAGUUGUGGAGCUGAGAUUGCCCGCCGCUGGGGACCCGGAGCCCAGGAGCGCCCCUUCCCAGGCGGCCCCUUCCGGCGCCGCGCCUGUGCCUGCCCUCGCCGCGCCCCGCGCCCGCAGCCUGGUCCAGCCUGAGCCAUGGGGCCGGAGCCGCAGUGAUCAUCAUGGAGCUGGCGGCCUGGUGCCGUUGGGGGUUCCUCCUCGCCCUCCUGUCUCCCGGAGCCGCGGGUACCCAAGUGUGUACCGGCACCGACAUGAAGUUGCGGCUCCCUGCCAGUCCUGAGACCCACCUGGACAUGCUCCGCCACCUCUACCAGGGCUGUCAGGUGGUGCAGGGCAAUUUGGAGCUUACCUACCUGCCCGCCAAUGCCAGCCUCUCAUUCCUGCAGGACAUCCAGGAAGUCCAGGGAUACAUGCUCAUCGCUCACAACCGAGUGAAGCACGUCCCACUGCAGAGGUUGCGCAUCGUGAGAGGGACUCAGCUCUUUGAGGACAAGUACGCCCUGGCUGUGCUAGACAACCGAGACCCUUUGGACAACGUCACCACCGCCGCCGCCGCCCCAGGCAGAACCCCAGAAGGGCUGCGGGAGCUUCAGCUUCGAAGUCUCACAGAAAUCCUGAAGGGAGGAGUUUUGAUCCGUGGGAACCCUCAGCUCUGCUACCAGGACAUGGUUUUGUGGAAGGAUGUCCUCCGUAAGAAUAACCAGCUGGCUCCUGUCGACAUGGACACCAAUCGUUCCCGGGCCUGUCCACCUUGCGCCCCAACCUGCAAAGACAAUCACUGUUGGGGUGAGAGUCCUGAAGACUGUCAGAUCUUGACUGGCACCAUCUGUACCAGUGGCUGUGCCCGGUGCAAGGGCCGGCUGCCCACUGACUGUUGCCACGAGCAGUGUGCUGCAGGCUGCACGGGUCCCAAGCAUUCUGACUGCCUGGCCUGCCUCCACUUCAAUCAUAGUGGUAUCUGUGAGCUGCACUGCCCAGCCCUCAUCACCUACAACACAGACACCUUCGAGUCCAUGCUCAACCCUGAGGGUCGCUACACCUUUGGUGCCAGCUGUGUGACCACCUGCCCCUACAACUACCUCUCCACGGAAGUGGGAUCCUGCACUCUGGUCUGUCCCCCAAACAACCAAGAGGUCACAGCUGAGGACGGAACACAGCGGUGUGAGAAAUGCAGCAAGCCCUGUGCUGGAGUGUGCUAUGGUCUGGGCAUGGAGCACCUCCGAGGGGCGAGGGCCAUCACCAGUGACAAUAUCCAGGAGUUUGCUGGCUGCAAGAAGAUCUUUGGGAGCCUGGCAUUUUUGCCAGAGAGCUUUGAUGGGAACCCCUCCUCUGGCGUUGCCCCACUGAAGCCAGAGCAUCUCCAAGUGUUCGAAACCCUGGAGGAGAUCACAGGUUACCUAUACAUUUCAGCAUGGCCAGAGAGCCUCCAAGACCUCAGUGUCUUCCAGAACCUUCGGGUCAUUCGGGGACGGAUUCUCCAUGAUGGUGCUUACUCAUUGACGCUGCAAGGCCUGGGGAUUCACUCGCUGGGUCUACGCUCACUGCGGGAGCUGGGCAGUGGAUUGGCUCUCAUUCACCGCAACACCCAUCUCUGCUUUGUAAACACUGUACCUUGGGACCAGCUCUUCCGAAACCCGCACCAGGCCCUGCUCCACAGUGGGAACCGGCCAGAAGAGGCAUGUGGUCUUGAGGGCUUGGUCUGUAACUCACUGUGUGCCCAUGGGCACUGCUGGGGGCCAGGGCCCACCCAGUGUGUCAACUGCAGUCAGUUCCUCCGGGGCCAGGAGUGUGUGGAGGAGUGCCGAGUAUGGAAGGGGCUCCCCAGGGAGUAUGUGAGUGGCAAGCACUGUCUGCCAUGCCACCCCGAGUGUCAGCCUCAAAACAGCUCGGAGACCUGCUUUGGAUCGGAGGCUGACCAGUGUGCAGCUUGUGCCCACUACAAGGACUCAUCCUCCUGUGUGGCUCGCUGCCCCAGUGGUGUGAAGCCAGACCUCUCCUACAUGCCCAUCUGGAAGUACCCGGAUGAGGAGGGCAUAUGUCAGCCAUGCCCCAUCAACUGCACCCACUCCUGUGUGGACCUGGACGAAAGAGGCUGCCCGGCAGAGCAGAGAGCCAGCCCGGUGACAUUCAUCAUUGCAACUGUGGUGGGCGUCCUGUUGUUCCUGAUCAUAGUGGUGGUCAUUGGAAUCCUAAUCAAACGAAGGCGACAGAAGAUCCGGAAGUAUACCAUGCGUAGGCUGCUGCAAGAGACUGAGCUGGUGGAGCCGCUGACGCCCAGUGGAGCCGUGCCCAACCAGGCUCAGAUGCGGAUCCUAAAGGAGACGGAGCUAAGGAAGCUGAAGGUGCUCGGGUCAGGAGCCUUCGGCACUGUCUACAAGGGCAUCUGGAUCCCAGAUGGGGAGAACGUGAAAAUCCCCGUGGCCAUCAAGGUGUUGAGGGAAAACACAUCUCCUAAAGCUAACAAAGAAAUCCUAGAUGAAGCGUACGUCAUGGCUGGUGUGGGUUCUCCGUAUGUGUCCCGCCUCCUGGGCAUCUGCCUGACAUCCACAGUGCAGCUGGUGACACAGCUUAUGCCCUAUGGCUGCCUUCUGGACCAUGUCCGAGAACACCGAGGUCGCUUAGGCUCCCAGGACCUGCUCAACUGGUGUGUUCAGAUUGCCAAGGGGAUGAGCUACCUGGAGGAAGUUCGGCUUGUUCACAGGGACCUAGCUGCCCGAAACGUGCUGGUCAAGAGUCCCAACCAUGUCAAGAUUACCGACUUUGGGCUGGCACGGCUGCUGGACAUUGAUGAGACUGAAUACCAUGCAGAUGGGGGCAAGGUGCCCAUCAAGUGGAUGGCAUUGGAAUCUAUUCUCAGACGCCGGUUCACCCAUCAGAGUGAUGUGUGGAGCUAUGGUGUGACUGUGUGGGAGCUGAUGACUUUUGGGGCCAAACCUUACGAUGGGAUCCCAGCUCGGGAAAUCCCUGAUUUGCUGGAGAAGGGAGAACGCCUACCUCAGCCUCCAAUCUGCACCAUUGACGUCUACAUGAUCAUGGUCAAAUGUUGGAUGAUUGACUCCGAAUGUCGCCCGAGAUUCCGGGAGUUGGUAUCAGAAUUCUCCCGUAUGGCGAGGGACCCCCAGCGCUUUGUGGUCAUCCAGAAUGAGGACUUGGGCCCCUCCAGCCCCAUGGACAGCACCUUCUACCGUUCACUGCUGGAGGAUGAUGACAUGGGGGAGCUGGUCGAUGCUGAGGAGUACCUGGUACCCCAGCAGGGAUUCUUCUCCCCAGACCCUGCCCUAGGUACUGGGAGCACAGCCCACCGCAGACACCGCAGCUCGUCGGCCAGGAGUGGCGGUGGUGAGCUGACACUGGGCCUGGAACCCUCGGAAGAAGAGCCCCCCAGAUCUCCACUGGCUCCCUCCGAAGGGGCUGGCUCCGAUGUGUUUGAUGGUGACCUGGCAGUGGGGGUAACCAAAGGACUGCAGAGCCUCUCUCCACAUGACCUCAGCCCUCUACAGCGGUACAGUGAGGAUCCCACAUUACCUCUGCCCCCCGAGACUGAUGGCUACGUUGCUCCCCUGGCCUGCAGCCCCCAGCCCGAGUAUGUGAACCAGCCGGAGGUUCGGCCUCAGUCUCCCUUGACCCCAGAGGGUCCUCCGCCUCCCGUCCGACCUGCUGGUGCUACUCUAGAAAGACCCAAGACUCUCUCUCCUGGGAAGAAUGGGGUUGUCAAAGACGUUUUUGCCUUUGGGGGUGCUGUGGAGAACCCUGAAUACUUAGCACCCAGAGCAGGCACUGCCUCUCAGCCCCACCCUUCUCCUGCCUUCAGCCCAGCCUUUGACAACCUCUAUUACUGGGACCAGAACUCAUCGGAGCAGGGUCCUCCACCAAGUACCUUUGAAGGGACCCCCACUGCAGAGAACCCUGAGUACCUAGGCCUGGAUGUGCCAGUAUGAGGUCACAUGUGCAGACAUCCUGUCUUCAGAGUGGGGAAGGAAGGCCUAACUUGUGGUCUCCAUCGCCAGCCACAAAGCAGGGAGAAGGUCCUCUGGCCACAUGACAUCCAGGGCAGCCGGCUAUGCCAGGAACCUGACCUAAGGAACUUUGCUCGAGGCUUCAGUCCUGAGCCAGAAGAGACAGCACACUGUUCAGCCCCAGAGGAUUACAGACACUGCCUGCCCUGACAGACUGUAGGGUCCAGUGGGUAUUCCUUACCUGGCCUGGCUCUCUUGGUUCUGAGGUCUGAGGGAAGCUCGGCCUGGAAGGGUGGAGACCCCAGGUGAAUAUCCUGGGACCAGGCCACCCCGCUAGGACUGAGGCACGUGCAUCCCAAGAGGGGGGCAGCACUCGCACCCAGCCUGGUCUUUGUACAGAGUUUAUUUUGUUCUGUUUUUACUUUUGUUUUUGUUUUUUUAAAAGAUGAAAUAAGGAUACAGUGGGAGAGUGGGUGUUAUAUGAAAGUCAGGAGGUGCUGUCCCCUUUCUCCAUUUGCAAUGAGAUUUGUAAAAUAACUGGACCCCAGCCUAUGUCUGAGAGUGGUCCCGGGCCAAACCGAAUUGCUCAUCUGACACACAGCUCCUCCUGGAGUGAGUGUGUAGAGAUCUUCCAAAAGUUUGAGACAGUUUGGCUUUGGGCUUGAGGGACUGGGAAGUUAGGAUUCCUUCUGAAGAUCCUUUGGCAACAGGGUCAUACUCCGUUGGACACACUCAUUCCAAGGCUACCCCCAGAAUGAAGUCCUGUCCUCCCAGUGGGAGAGGGGAGCUUGUGGAGAGCAGUGUCAUGUGACUCGUUUUCCUUGCCUUAGAGAGAAAGAAGUAUCUGUCCAGGAAAACCCCACCCACUAGGUGUUAGCCCCACCCACUAGGUGUUAACAGGGCCAGACUGACCUGUGUGCCCCCACACAGGCUGGACAUAAACACACGCCAGUUGACACAAGCAUUUGUA
Molecule: messenger RNA, 4939 nt
Organism: Mus caroli (Ryukyu mouse)
Lineage: Eukaryota; Metazoa; Chordata; Mammalia; Rodentia; Muridae
Gene: Erbb2
Product: erb-b2 receptor tyrosine kinase 2
Biological process (GO): multicellular organism development; positive regulation of cell population proliferation; neurogenesis
Cellular component (GO): plasma membrane; basal plasma membrane; signaling receptor complex
Molecular function (GO): ATP binding; transmembrane receptor protein tyrosine kinase activity
Source: RefSeq, a predicted model, not a curated record